Thyridium curvatum is the source of this 1080-nucleotide messenger RNA. RefSeq lists its product as uncharacterized. The record is from RefSeq and is a predicted model, not a curated record. NCBI's taxonomy places the organism in Eukaryota, Fungi, Ascomycota, Sordariomycetes, Thyridiales, Thyridiaceae. The transcript has a single exon. The coding region runs from base 1 to 1080 and encodes 359 amino acids. Gene Ontology annotation, molecular function: 3-beta-hydroxy-Delta5-steroid dehydrogenase (NAD+) activity. Gene Ontology annotation, biological process: steroid biosynthetic process.
AUGCAUCAACCUAGCUCGACCUCCGUCAAGGGUACGGAAACCGUGUUAGUCACGGGGGGUUCCGGCUUCCUAGCAGGCCACCUAAUCGCCAAACUCAUAACUGACGGCUACACGGUGCGUGCUACUAUUCGAUCCUCAUCUAAAGAAGCCGGAGCUAGACAGGCGGUCCUCGAUGCAGGGGUGGACACUGCGGACAGGCUGACCUUCCUCGUCGCCGACCUGACCGUGGAUGACGGCUGGCCUGAAGCAAUGCAGGGCUGUACUUUCGUGCACCAUGUUGCCUCGCCAUUCCCUUCCUCAGAUCCCAAAAACGAGGAUGAAGUGAUCCGUCCAGCCAAGGAAGGCACUCUCCGAGUCCUCAUGUUCGCCCGCAAUGCUGGAGUGAAGCGCGUCAUCAUGACCUCGUCCUUUGCCGCCAUAGGGUACGGCCAUAAAAGCAAACAUUCUUUCAACGAAGAGGACUGGUCCGUCAUAGAUGGCGAGGUGGCCGUACCGGCCUACCAUAAGAGCAAAACCCUGGCGGAGAAGGCUGCAUGGGAUUUCAUCGGAGAAGGACAAUCGCUCGAACUCUGCGUCAUCAACGCGACUGGCAUAUUCGGGCCAGUCCUUAGUCCAGAUCUCUCAUCAUCCAUCCAGAUUGUCAAGAACAUGCUUACAGGUGGCAUGGCUGCCUGCCCUCAAUUGUAUUUCGGAGUGGUCGACGUUCGCGAUGCUGCGUACCUGCACGUGCUCGCCAUGCUCAAGCCCGAGGCGAAAGGGCAGAGAAUCAUCGCCACAAGCGAUGGCGGGCCAACUUCUAUGAUCGGGAUCGCCAACAUCAUACGGAGAGGGCGGCCUCAGUAUGCACGCAGGGUACCGACAAGAGAACUACCAAAUUUCGUGGUCCGGACGGCCGCUCUCUUCAGUCCGGCCUUUCGUCGCCUACUCCCUGGACUUGGGGUCUCGAAGCAGAUCGAUAACUCCAAGGCCAUAUCGAUGGGGUGGAAUCCCAGGUCCAUUGAGGAAUGCAUCUGCGAUACCGUGGACAGCCUGGUGAGGUACAAGAUUGUCGAAGUGGGAGGUGAGGAAUCAGGGGUAUGA